UAGGACGUACGUAUCGUUGACAGUUUUCAGUUUCAGUGUUUUGAUGUAUAUUUGAUUCAAGUAAAACAGUUUAAAAAAAGUGAAAUAAUGACAAACGAAGAAGACAGAAAGCCCCAAUUUUACACAUGUAGCUGCUUCACUACGGAUAACAUUUUCCUGGAGGAAUACAAACUCCACGUUCGCUUCGUGUCCGAGCAGCAGUUCAGAGGAGACUACCAGGCUGUGUUGAGCAGGCUCGGCUGUGUCACGGAGCAGCAGUUUGAUGAUGUUCUCCAUCAGAUUUCCCAGGAGGUGGACAGACGGAGACGUCUAGGUGUGACAUCGGCUGAGAGAGCUGCUGUCAUAGAGCACAGCUACCGGCCCCUCCAUCCUCACAUCUACCGUCUGCAGGAGUCCUACCUCACUCCAAGGUUCAGGCAGAUUGUUGAGUACUGUCGGAGGAGCGAUGCCACAGAAGAAGGAGUCUCAGAACUGUUGGAGGAAGAGGCAGCCCUGAGGGUUUAUCGCCUCCCCGUGUUUGAGAAAAGCUUCUGUGACGAACUGGUGGAGGAACUGGAGCACUUUGAGCAGUCGCCAGCCCCUAAAGGACGACCCAACACCAUGAACAACUACGGAAUUCUCCUGAAUGAGCUGGGCUUUGACGAGGGCUUCAUCACGCCUCUGCGUGAGCAGUACCUGCAGGUUCUCACCUCCCGGCUGUACCCGGACUGUGGGGGGGGCGUCCUGGACAGUCACAAAGCCUUUGUGGUCAAAUACGACAUGAACGAAGAUCUGGACCUGAGCUACCACUAUGACAACGCCGAGGUGACUCUUAAUGUGUCCCUGGGCAAGGAUUUCACCGGGGGCAACCUUUAUUUUGGGGAUAUGAGACAGGUGCCGGUGAAUGAGACGGAGUGCACGGAGGUGGAGCACAGAGUGACCGAGGGCCUCUUCCACCGCGGCCAGCACAUGCACGGAGCCCUGCCCAUCUCCGGCGGCCAGCGCUGGAACCUCAUCGUCUGGAUGAGAGCCUCGCAGGAGCGCAACCGGCGCUGCCCCAUGUGCAACAGGAAGCCGUCGCUGGUGGAGGGAGACGGCUUCGCUGACGGCUUCACUAGACAGCCGGAGGCGCCGCUGAACGCAUCAUGCGUGGUGUCAUGAUGGUAUCCUUGAACUGCAUUCUUCUACUAUUCCACAUUGGAAUGAUUAUUACUUUUUAUUGGUUCAUUAAUUAUUAGUCAGGCGGUCAGUUAAUGAAGUCAUCUUUAUGAGACUACACACUCAAGUAAAAUACAUUUUAACCAGGUGAUAAUGGAGCUACAGCCCACCCUCUGUUUAUUGCCCGCCCUCUUACUGCGUUGAGGCAGACGGUUGUUUUGUGGUGUUCUCUAGCAUCGAUCCUGUGAUUGAUUAAUGGAUAAACGGCUGUCAAUCUAAAAGUGUGUGGAGGGAAAUGCUCUUGUCGUACUUCAUAAAUCACAUCUUCUCAUUGUGUAUGAACCAGCCGACGUGUUCGGUGGUGUUUGGAAUGUGUGGGAGGAUGAAUAAAACUUUAAAAC
This is a messenger RNA of Cololabis saira (Pacific saury), 1538 nucleotides long. RefSeq names its product 2-oxoglutarate and iron-dependent oxygenase domain containing 2 (gene ogfod2). The coding region runs from base 88 to 1140 and encodes 350 amino acids. The record is from RefSeq and is a predicted model, not a curated record. Lineage: Eukaryota; Metazoa; Chordata; Actinopteri; Beloniformes; Belonidae. Gene Ontology annotation, molecular function: L-ascorbic acid binding; iron ion binding; oxidoreductase activity, acting on paired donors, with incorporation or reduction of molecular oxygen. The transcript has 7 exons.